Messenger RNA from Rhododendron vialii, 831 nucleotides. RefSeq lists its product as uncharacterized. The record is from RefSeq and is a predicted model, not a curated record. Bases 1 to 747 code for a protein of 248 amino acids. NCBI's taxonomy places the organism in Eukaryota, Viridiplantae, Streptophyta, Magnoliopsida, Ericales, Ericaceae. The transcript is spliced from 4 exons.
AUGCCAAUAUCCACCACAUAUCUAUCUGUUCAAAAUGUCGGAGUCCCAGUUGAAGGGGUAGAGAUAACCGCCAGACGUAGAAGCAGCAGUGCUGGGUCCAUCAGUCGACAUACUCUGAUGGAAGGGCUGUUGACACAAUACAACACAAUUGGCAAUACAACGGUUGCAACAAAACGAUACAAAACAACGGACCAAAUAUACCCCUUCAAACUACUAGGAAUAACUGAGCCACCCCAAUUAAAAAUAGCGCUUCCCUUCUCAUCAUCUUCCGCCCGUUUUCCAUUUGGCUGCUUGUGCACCAUCUCCAAAAACGAAGCAACGCACCUCUCCCGCUCCUCCAAACCGAAGCAGUGGAUAUGGCUCUCCCACCAACGCCUCAGAAUCACUUCUAAUGCCCCCCUUGCGAGAUCAAUCAAAAUUUCUUCAUCCACCAUUGCCCAUCGCUCAGAAUCACUUCAUGCUUCAACCUUUUCUCUUUUUUUGGUGCAACGGAAAUUCGCUUCUACCUUCUCACACAAUCCACUCUAUCGGUGUCUGUCACUCGCUCAAUGUUCACUGAGGAUGCCAAACUUUGGAGACUUUAAACGGAAUUGCCUCUUGGCAUCACUAGCACCCUACACUGACAUUGGUCGGCUCUCUUUGGUGUUUCGCUUUGUUGAGAACUUCCCUGCCAAUUUUACUCCGUACCAUUCAGAUAGUGGAAUUGCUUCGAGAGAUAGAAAAAUGUGUGUUAAGAUUGUGACCUAAUCAAGGUGAGAUUUGUUCUUUACACUUCUUCUCCUUGAAUAAAGAGCUAAUUACUUAAUUUAGGAGACCGUUCAGUAGUUCAGC